CGGGACGGAGGCAGCAUGCAGCAGCAGCAGCAGCUUCCGAAGCGGGGAGGAUCGAUCGAGGGGGCGGAGGGCGAGCCCUCGGCGUCGACGGCGGAGAACGUCGAGCGGCUACUCGGAGUUGGUCGGCGCCUCGCACAGGCAGACAGUGAAUCGACAGCUGCUCGCCGCGCAUCGGAGUCGUCGUGCGUCCCGAUGGAGCCGCGGAUCGUCCGCAAGGACGCGAACGGCCGCCACGCGAACGGCCACGGGCCGCACCGCGAGGCCGCCGCCGCCACUGAGGGCCGCUGCGCCCGUUUCUUUCAUCGAUUCCGCCUCGAGGUUGCCUUUUACAAAUUGGGACGUCUGAUCGGCGCACAUCCCGUGCUUGUCUUGGUCGCCUCGGUGGCCCUGUGCGGCGUCACGAGCAUUGGCCUAAUGUUCUGGCGGCAACAACUCAACGACUUGGAGCUUUUUCUUCCCGAGGACUCGCCAAUCCGGCGCGACGCCGCCUGGGUCGACAAGUGGUUCUCCGAAGAAAUGAUCUUCGAGUCUGUCAUCGUCAUAGCAGACAACGUGCUGGACCAGGAGGUCAUUCGCACGAUGGCAGAGCUGCACCAAGAUGUACGCAACAUCAACGUGACCAGCGGUGUCACCUGGGACGACUUGUGCGCCAGAGUCCUGGCGUGGAUGGAUGUCGAGGCUGAUGCCGAAGUUGUAGAGCUGGUGAACCAGUACAACAAGCACGGCAACGUGUGCAUUCAAGAGUCCAUCUUAGCCUUGUGGGCCAACGCGUCCGCCGCGGCUGCUGCAACCCAGGAGGAAAUCUACCAAAUGUUUACCAACGCCCUCCUAAACCCAAACUCUGGGGGAACGAGUGCGUUUAAGGGGGUGCGCCACCUGCUGUCCGGAGUGACGUAUUCCGAGGACGGCAACGUCACCGGCGCCACCGCCACUAUCCUAACCUACUCGCUCAAAAAGAACCUUGAAAAAUCCAAACAAUCAACGCUUUUUAUUCAGGGCAACGCGGACGCGUUGGAGUGGGAGGAGGAGUUCAUGAGAGUGGUCCACUCGACGAACCGGACUCUGCCUCCGUCCGUGGAAAUUCUGGCACUGGCCAACCGCAGCUAUAAUGACGCGCUGCAAGAAGUGCUUGACAGCAACCUGACUGUGCUCUUCUCAGGAUUCUCCUUGAUUGUGGUGUACGUGGUGGCGAUGAUGGGCCGAGCAAACCGGCUGGAGAACCGCGUGUACCUGGCGCUUUCAGGCGGGCUGACGGUGCCCAUGGCGAUCGCAGCCUCUUUCGGAUUCUGCUUCUCGCUCAAGUACUUCUAUGGGCCGAUCCACCCGAUCCUGCCCUUCUUACUGCUCGGCGUCGGCGUUGACGACAUGUUCAUCAUCGUGCAGGCGCUCGACGACCUCACACCUGCCGAGAAGGAGUUGUCCGUGCCCGAGAGGGUGGGACGCGCCCUCCGGCACGCCGGCACCUCCGUCACCGUCACAUCGCUCACCAACAUCGUCGCUUUCGCCGUCGGCGCCAACACGAAAAUGCCAACGUUCAAGUCGUUCUGCUUCUUCGCCUCGAUGGGCAUCCUCUUUCUCUACAUCUUCGUGCUGACCUUUUUCGUCAGCUGCGUUACGCUGGACGAACGGCGGCGCAAGGCGAACCGCGACGGCUGCAUGCCGUGGGUCGUCCGCGAGGAGUUCAGCACCAACGAGUGUAGCCAACACGACCACCAGAAGGCCUUUUUCCAUCGCAUCUACUCGCCCUGCCUCAUGAAAACCCCCGUCAAGGUGAUUGUGAUCCUGCUGACCUUGACCCUGGUGGGCUUCAACGCGUACAGCGCCUUCCAGGUGGAGCAGAAAUUUGACCCCGUUCUCUACCUGCGCAACGACUCGUACCCGCGGCAGUUCCAGGAGGCGCUGAAACGCCACUUCCCCAAGCUCGGCAACCGAGGCGGCGUCUACAUAGGUCAGAUCGAUUACUUUGAGCAUCAAGACGCCCUCCUAGACCUGGCAAAAUCGCUACAGCAGAAUCCGUAUAUCAACUCGGACAACUUUGGCUUCUGGCUGAUCGAUUUUGUCAAAUUCAUGGAGAACAGGAAAGAUGAACCACUGGACUUUAACGAGUUCCGCGGCUACCUGGCCGAAUUUCUUUACACAACAGACCAAGGAUAUCCACACAUCAAAGAUGUAAAAAUUCGUGGUUUUCCCUUCGGUGAAUAUGAGAUUUUGGCCACGCGCAUUCCCAUCAGGCACGUGCUUUUGAACGGCGCGUGGCAGCAGGCGCAGGCCAUGGAGUCUGUGCACAAAGAACUGGAAGCGGCGCCCUUCGCCAAAGACACCGUCGCCUAUGCCAAAGAGUACGUCAGUUGGACGGCAAAUCAAAUUAUCGGUGAAGAGCUGCUCAGGAACUUCGCAUUCACCUUAACGGCUGUGUCGUUAGUGACAGUGAUUCUAAUCCGUGACCUGGUAACGUCGGCGUCAGUGAUAGCGUGCGUUGUGUGCACGCUGGUUGGCCUGGUCGGCUCGAUGGUGCUGUUCGGGCUGACCGUGGAGAUCACGACGUCGAUCGUGGUGACGCUAUGCGUCGGCCUGGCCGUCGACUACUCGGCCCACGUGGGCCACAAGUUUGCCACCCUGAAAGGCAGCCGCGAGCAGCGCGCCAGGGACACCCUAGAGCUAGUCGGGCCGCCCGUCUUCAACGGCGGCUUCAGCACUUUCCUCGCCUUUGUCGUCCUCGUCUUCAGUGACUCCUUCAUCUUCACCACCUUCUUCAAGCUGUUCUUCAGUGUUGUGGUGUAUGGGCUUUUUCACGGGCUGGUGUUUCUGCCCGUCGUGCUCAGCAUAUUGGGCCCCAGUGACUCAUCGGGACCCUCAGACCAAGUCUAUACAGUUCCUGUACAAAACGGCUCCGCCCACCUCGAAUUAAAAGUUGGAAAUCGGCGGCGGCGCGAGACCGAAGAGCUCCAGAGGCAGCCGCUGGCGGACACUCUGCCCUGAGAAGCACAACCUGAGUGAUGCUCUCGAAUGAUCGUGCUAGUCCCUGCCAAGAUAUUCCUUCUGAUUUUUUGAUCUCUCUACGACAUCACCAUGAUGAUAUUGACGCGCUGUAUUUAUGUGCAGAAUAUAUAUACACACACACACAAGUUUAUAUUAUAAUUUGUAUUCAGUAAGUUUAUGGCAUUAUCGUUAUUUUGUGAACUCGCCGUGUUUCGUAAUAAAAAGUAAUCUCCACAG
Molecule: messenger RNA, 3216 nt
Organism: Cloeon dipterum
Lineage: Eukaryota; Metazoa; Arthropoda; Insecta; Ephemeroptera; Baetidae
Product: NPC intracellular cholesterol transporter 1-like
Exons: 14
Coding region: 16-2979 (987 amino acids)
Cellular component (GO): membrane
Source: RefSeq, a predicted model, not a curated record